Messenger RNA from Cicer arietinum (chickpea), 1468 nucleotides. Its product is annotated as CASP-like protein 2C1. Lineage: Eukaryota; Viridiplantae; Streptophyta; Magnoliopsida; Fabales; Fabaceae. The record is from RefSeq and is a predicted model, not a curated record.
ACAUCAUUAAUAGAGAUUUGGUAGUUGUUGAAAUAUUGAUUUCCAUUUUCCACUAUCCCCUUGGAUUAUUUCCCAACCAAUAUUACUCUACGACUACUAGUAUAGUGUAGUAUCAUCCAUGUUACAAGAAGUAUACAAAUAUAUAUACCUUACAUCCAAUUAAUUUAAUAAUUUGGGGCUGAAAUUAAGAAAUGGAAUUCCGAAUGGCAAGAGGAGAAAUAUUGCUAAGAGUGUUAGCGAUAUUGUUCUUACUAUUAACAGCUUGUUUAGUUGCUUUUGAUACCGAAACGAAGCUUCUACUAUUUGUUGAGAAGAAAGUUACCUAUAAGGACUUGGAUGUCCUCAAGAUCUUGGUGUAUAUUACAUCUACGGUUGCUGGAUAUAAUAUGCUUCAAUUAUGCAAAUACUCAUUCUCAGCUUGUCCUACAUGGAGCUUCAAAGGCUCUGAUUAUAAUUACAUGGCUUGGAUUAGUUUGUUAGUAGAUCAGAUUGGUGUGUACUUGACAUUGGGGUCAAACAGUGCAGCAUUUGAAGCCGCAAUGUUCGCAUAUAAUGGAUCAGAAGCGUUCCAGUGGAUGAAGGUAUGCGACAAAUACAGCAGAUUCUGCAAUCUAAUUGGAGUGGCAUUGUUAUGUGGCUAUGUAGCAUCAAUAUUAAUGGCUCUCAUAUCAACUAUCUCAGCCUAUAAAGUUUUUAGGAUCUACUCUCCAAACUGCUUCAUGCGUUUCAAGACCAAAUAAUCAUCAAUUACCUUUUUUUCAUUUCAAUGCAUAAUUUUAAGAAAAUAUCGUGCGUGAGUGAUGGAUAUAUUAGCUUGCAAUUUCUUUUUCUUUUUUAUAAUCAUUUGUUUGCAUUUCUCUCUUUUACUGAGUUUUUACCUUUCAUCGUUUAAAGUACUUUUUGCGGAAUAUAUUGGGACUCAACUUUUUCUCUCUCUCUUUAAUUAUUCUUUUCUCUCUUACUUUUUUAUCUCUAUUUUUUAUUUUAAAAUGAAAUAAAAAAGUGAAGAGAGUGACUUGGAGGUUGAGAAACUAAAUCCAAAUAUAUUUUCAAAUGUCAACUUUUGUCUUUAUGCAGUAUUUGGAUAUUAUUUUUUUUCUUAUUAUAAAAUUUGAUCCAGCACUAUUGAAGUUUUCAAUCGUAAUUAUUUUUCUACUAAUCUUCGACACAUGGAAACAAUUUUAAUUAGUUGGAAGUGUUUUUAUGAGGGAUGGGUCAAAUUCAAUUGUGAUAAGACGUUCAAAGAAAAUGAAAAUCGUGUAGGUUGUGGUGGUUUUCUUCGAGAUACUAAUAGAAAUUAGAAAGUGGCUCAAAGGUUUUGUGCACGAGAUUGGAGAUUGUGUCUUCAUGGCAAAAAUGUGGAGUUUGUUUGUACUUGGGUUUGAAGUUAACUUGGCAUGACAGAAUUUGUAUUGUGUAAAAAGUGAUUAUAAAUUGUUUAUUGACAUGAUUACAAAUAAUUACAAAA